CAGCACGCUGGGUAACAGCUUUAGUUUAUAGUGAAGAAGUAGUUUUGUUAAAUUUGGACCUAAAUUUCACGCUUUUAAUCGAUAUACCAGCCCGACAAUCACAAUACAAAGACUGCACACCCUUUCUAAGUCUGUAGAUUGAAGCAAGACAACUUAGAUGGAUGCCAAAUGGAUUACAAAGAAGGCCAAAUCUGGCGAAGUUCUUUACUACCAAAACAAAAUCACUGGCGAAAGGAAAUGGCCGGAUAGCUCUUCGUCUGCWGACAAUGAAACCCACAAUAAUCAAUCCCAAAUUAAUGGUAAGAAAAAUGGAAAGUCUGUAAUAACUGAUACAGAAAUUACAUUUGAAGAAUUAGAACAGUAUGAUCAUGAUCCUACAAGUGACUUAGAACACUUUCCUCAUGUAGUUCACAUCGYCACAGAUGAUCUUACAGUACACACAACAGACCCUGAUGAACUAGCCAAUCAACUCACACACAUGGACAAUGGAGAACGCAACACRAGUAGUCAACACAAAGAAUCUACUAAAACCUAUUCAUACAAAAAUACAAGCUCAAACAAACAAAUACCAAGGAUUGAUAUCAAUUCAAAUAAUUGUGGACAAAUUCCUGAACUUAAACUAACUAGACAAGAGUGUCCGAAUAGUAUUACCGAAGAGAUGAAGGCAGAUGCAGAGUUAUGCAGUGCACAGUUACAAGACAGUGGUUCAAGUGAUAUAAAAAAGGCAAGGAAGAAAAAGGGUUUGAAGUGUGGUAAAUGUGGAACAAUAUUUAUUAGUAAAGACARAUUGGCCGAACACCAGACAUUUCAUUCCAAGAACUUUCAGUGCGAUAAAUGUUGUCUCUCAUUCACCUCAGCUGUAUUUCUCGCAAAACACAAAAAUAUUCACAAGGAUAGAAACAUAAUCAAAGAUAAAGGACUCUUAAGUGAUAAUGUUCAAGAGCAUAAAAAUGGAAACGAUUUGAUUUGUACACAUUGUGCCAAGGAAUUCACUACGGAAACUGAUUAUGCGAGUCAUCAAGAGUGCCACAAGGGAAUAAAACUCAGAUGUAAUCAAUGUGAAAGGACAUUURCACAUCGUACAGCUCUGAAUUAUCACCAAAACCACCACCAAUCGGCUAAAGAUGGUCAAAUGAAUCCAGAAAAUUGUCUUGUGGGAAAAGCAGUUUCAUGCUCUAAAGAAGAGGAGGAGGAGGAGAGUACAGGACAUAAGAAUAAGAUCAAAAAGUUCAAAUGYGAAGAGUGUGAUAAGAUUUUCUCGAAUUCUGGCUCACUCUGUGUUCAUCGUCGCAGACAUUCAACCAAAAAGCCAUUCAAGUGUUCUCAGUGCGAUAAAGGGUUUUUUGAAGCAGGCGACUUGCAGAAGCAUUUUCGYUCACAUACUGGAGAAAAGCCAUACAGCUGCAAGGAAUGCGGCAAGAAAUUUGCCCUGUCAGGGAAUUUGAAAACCCAUAUGCGUGUGCAUACCGGGGAAAAGCCAUUCAAAUGCAAAAUUUGUGAAAAGACUUUCAGGAAAUCUUGGCAUCUUGUGGUACAUCUGCGUACACAUUCUGGGGAAAAGCCAUUCUCGUGCAGUGAAUGCGAAAAGACAUUUUCACGUCGCACAUGUUUGACAAUGCACAUGAGGGUYCAUAGUGGUGAAAAGCCAUAUAUGUGUCCUAAAUGCUCAAAAUUGUUCUCUUCAAAGAGUGAUCUCACAAAGCAUCAAAGAACACACUCUGGAGAAAAGCCAUACAAGUGUGAGGACUGCGAAAAAGCCUUUUCACAGCUUAACCAUUUGAAGAAUCAUCGCCGUACUCAUACCGGUGAAAAGCCAUUYGAGUGCCAAAUUUGUCAUCACACUUUUGCGCAUUCACAAUACCUGGCCAAACACAAAAGGAUACAUAGUGGAGAAAAGCCAUUUGAAUGCUCUCACUGUAAAAAAAGGUUUGCCCAGCGUGGGAACUUGCACAACCACUUGAGAAUUCACUCAGAUGYGAGACCAUACAUUUGUAAUGAGUGUUCUCUGUCCUUCAAAGAUCCAAGCAGCCUUGCCAAGCACAGAAAACUUCAUACAGGUCUUAGGCCUUACCCUUGUACCAUGUGUAAAAAGGCAUUUAAGCGCGGAAGCCACUUGAAGAAACAUUUAGAAAGUGUACACAAUCUAGACGAGUCAUUCAUGUAAAUUGAACUGUAAUUCCAGUAGCCUUGCUAAGCUCAAAAAUCUUCAAUGCAAGCCUUUGACCUUACCUUUGUACCAUGUGUAUAAAGGGGUUUAAGCGUGGAAUCCACUUAAAGAAACAUUUAGAAAGUGUGAAUAAUCUAGACAAGUCAUUUAUGUGAAUUGAACUGUGGUCCCAAUAGCCUUGCCAUGCACAGAAAGCUUUAUACUGUACUCUUGUACUGCAUAUGGAAGGCAUUUAAGUGUUGGAGCCAAUUCAAGAAACAUUUGAAAGUGUGAAUAAUCUAGGUGAGUGUUAUUGGAAACUUGCUAAGCUCAGACAUCUUCAAUACAAUCUUUGACCUUACACCUUUGGGCCAUGUGUAAUAAGAUGUUUAAGUGCACUAGCACUUAAAGAAACAAUUGGGAAGUAUGAAUAAUCUAGAUGAGAAGUAUUUGAAAUGGUCCUGACAUAGAAACGUUUACUGGGUUAGGAAUUUUUUUACCACCUCUAAUUGAAUCUUUCUCUGAAAGCUCAAAAAUGAAAGCUUUCAAAAAAUAAUUGUAUCGUUAGCUUGAAAAAUAAUCUCACUGCAACAAUUUCUUGCACAGUUAAGAAAGAAUAAUUGCCCUAUUUCACUAUGACAUCACUGCUUGUUUAUGUGGGGGAUAGAAGCGCCAAAUCCAAUAGAAAAUUCAACAAAAUUUGCUCAGCGAAACAGUUCAAUCUAAAAUGGCCUGGUUUUCAGA
Molecule: messenger RNA, 2890 nt
Organism: Actinia tenebrosa (Australian red waratah sea anemone)
Lineage: Eukaryota; Metazoa; Cnidaria; Anthozoa; Actiniaria; Actiniidae
Biological process (GO): regulation of transcription by RNA polymerase II
Cellular component (GO): nucleus
Molecular function (GO): RNA polymerase II cis-regulatory region sequence-specific DNA binding; DNA-binding transcription activator activity, RNA polymerase II-specific
Source: RefSeq, a predicted model, not a curated record